Messenger RNA from Porites lobata, 1367 nucleotides. The record is from the annotation of a GenBank genome assembly. Lineage: Eukaryota; Metazoa; Cnidaria; Anthozoa; Scleractinia; Poritidae.
AUGAAACAAAUUUUGAUGAAUACAAGGCUCCUUAAUGAUAUAAAAAAGUUGUCUAGUGAGGACCAAACAAGUUGCUUGGAGGGUUUUCACUCUACGUUGAAUCAGUUCCAUCCUAAGAUGAUAUGUUUCUCACGGCUUGGCACAUACAGCAGGUGGGGUGAGGAAAUUGUUUUAUUGGACGUCAGAGGUGGAUGUCGUCUACCAACACUAGAGAAUUUUUACAAGAGGAAUCUUUUCUAACUAUACCCCCUUAAUAAUUGCUCCAAACAUUUGGUCCAAAACAAAAACUAAAUCAUUAGCUUAGGUGAAAGUGGCUGACAAUUCAGUUAAAUCAAACCUUUAUUGGUGUGCUUUUGCUUUAGGCACAUCUUAGCCAGUCUGCAUUUCAAUGAGAAUUUGUUGAGGGAACCGCAAAAGACAAAAGACGGAAAGGAGUACCUUUUAGUGACAUACCCUAAAUACAAGUUUGGAGAAGUUGUGCAAGAAAUCAGAGUCCCUCCUACAUACAGUAAGUAUGGUUAUUUUUUCAGAACUUUCAGUGUAGCCACAGUGGUGGUUCCCAACCAUGAUUUAUGGAAGAUGAAUGGCUCUUAAAGGGUCCUACCAAUAGUUCAAGGAAAAUAAAGCAGGGGUGGGUGUCUGGCUGCUACACAGAAAAACCUAGCAGAAAAAUUACGGGGAAAUGGUGGAGGACUGAAAACCCAGUUUACCACUUCUGUAGGCAUUGAGCGCUUUCCUAACAGUGCCCCCUCUUUGAAGUGGGAGAACUGGUGUUCAGCAUGCGCCUGGCUGAGAGGAAUGUUAUCCUCUUGAAGUACAAAACAAAAACCCCAGCACCUUUGAACUCACAGUUCACAGAGAGACGAAGUAGAGCAGAGGCAAUGGAAAACUACAAUAAGAGAAAAUGGAAAGAAACAGCGGCAUACCCUUCAGGUGAGGUUAUGUGAUUAAUUACUAGAAAAGCCCAUACUUGCAAGUAUUUAUAACAAAGAUACGUUCUGAUUGUGUCCAUUACACUAUGGUCACUAUAAUCCACUCAUGUUUCUUGAAUAAGGUUUGUAAGGCCAGCUUUUAUAAUAAACUGUAUGUAACUAAUGGUUUUACUAUCUGUCAUUACCUUUAUUAUAAUAAAUACAUACUCCUUCUGCCCACAACAAUUCCACAAGAUGUGUGUGUGCUCUCUCUAUAUAUACUUUCAAUGAAUGGUUUUGCUUGCAGUUGAAGUUCAAGGUGGACUUCAGUCAUCAUGCUCUAGUGCUGACCAGCAGCCUGCCAGGAAGAAGCGAAAGGCUCCAGUGUGUAGAAAGUGCAAGAAGCCGAUGAAAAACCACUCCAGAGUUGGCUGGGCUGGUGCCAGUAACACUUAA